AUGUAUUCGCACACCAACUCUCUGUUCUUACCUUCGCCCUACCCUACAUCUAACCCGAGAAGUCACACUGCAAGCCGCGCGACGCUGUGCAGAGCCCACUCGAGCCAAUUCCUUCCAUUAGAUCCCAAGAUACCCCAUCAUCCGGAACGCUGUCCUACGGCUCCAAACGAAUGGACUCCCCGCAACGAGCUCGCCGUAGCGCCUCGGAGCUCGGCAGCAGGCGGCAGUAGCAGCGGGCGGCAGUGGCAGCAGCGACCGUACAAGUGCCGUACGGAUGAGAGUGACGGGGUUGACGGCUCUGGCGACGGCGUUGGCGACGAGAGUGGGAGCAGCAGUGCUACUGCUGGCGGUGACGGAGGCAGCGGUGGUGGCGGCGAGGUUGGUAUCGAAAUCCAGGGCAGCAGCCUGAGCAACAGCGAUGGCGGACGGGGCGACCUAGGCGCCAGGCCGCGGGCGCGGGCAGCUGUCGGCGCAUUCCCCUCAUCGGGUGGUGCCGCCAGCGGGGCCGGCAGUGCCCAUCACGGCGUCGACAUUCCAUGCAAAUGCGACGACGACGUAACGCCCGCGAACCCCACUGCACCGCUAUGCACGGGUGGCGGCAACGGUAUUGGCGGCGAUGCACCUGCCGUCGAGGACCUGGACAUCAGUAGCGGUAAUGGGGUUGGCAGCAGCCACCGCGCCACAACCGCUGGAGGUAGUCCUAAAGACGGCGGCGGCUGCGAUGCCGACGGUGGCAGCGACCCCUGCAGUAGCCAUUCAAACCUCCCGAGGGUUAGCAGCCAACAUGUAUCGCCCUUGCUACAGCCGGCAGUCGCAGCUACAGCAUUCCAAACAGCUGCGGUGGCGGCGCUGCCGCCGGCUGCAGCCGCCUUCACGGAGCAGCAGCCAGCGCCGCCAGCAGCUCCAGCGGCAUCUGGUGGGACUCGUUCGUCUGGAAAUACAACGUUGCACGCUACCUUGACCAUCCUGCCCUGCGGCCCCCAGCCCUGCGGCCCCCAGCGGGCGACGGCUGCCGCGGGCGGUACAGCCAAUACAACGACCUCAACUGUUAAGACCGCCGUACCGUCGUACCCCAGUAUCAUACAUGAUAAAGGCGUGGCCGCCGUGCCAGCCACUACCACCGCGUCCGCCACCAUCAGAGCGGCGCUCGGGCCGCCGCCGCCGGCGCCGCCGCCGGGCCUGGAAGCUACUGCCACCGCCACAGCAACUGCUACAGCCACCGUCAACGCUGCUGUCCCACGUGACAGCACGGCGUCAUCGACGAGGUGCCCCCAUGGAACUCCAGCUCCACCCAACGUGACUCAACGGCUCACGCUCACGUUCCGGGAGUGGUGUACGGCUGCUGGGGCCGCCACAGACGCCGCUGCACCCAUGCAGCAGCAGCAGCAGCAGCAGCACUUCGGCCAACAACAGCAGUCGAAGGCAUCUUGGCGGCGUACGGCAGGCUUAUCCCGAGCUCAUCACCGCGCCCUGCCACUCUGCACCUUGCCUCACCGCCGUUUCAACACGCCCUUCCGCAGCGGCGCGGAAGGAUGCGACGAGGGGCGCUACAGCCGUUUGCCCUGGGCAUUUCAUGGCGUGCGCCAGGGCUGCUGGCUGGCGGCUACAGCCAUAGUGGCGAUGCUGCCGCUGUUACUAGUGGCGCUUCUGCUGAUGCGUGGGUCCCUGCCGGACUUGCGUGGAGCCGGCGGUGUUGGCCGCGGCGGCAGCGACACAGCGUCAGCCGGCGGCGCCGCCGGCUACAGGAGCAGGGCCGUUGCUGCAGAGGUUGUAGCCGCUGGCGGCUGGGCCCCGGUUUGGGGCGGCAGCGGCAGCGGCGGGGGCGGCAGCGCGGAGGCGGGUGACGGUAGUAACAGCCGUAGUGCCGUGCUGGCGGCGCCGUCACUGGAGCUCGCCACAGCGCCAGGCCCUCCGCCAACGCCGGCGAUAGCAAAGCCAUGGCUGCGUGUGGUGAUGGCCGAUUUCCGCUUGCCCGCGGUGCCACUGCAAUUCGCCUUGGACCUGGCGAGAUGGAGGCACCUUCCGCUCACCCUCCCGCCGCUGCUGCCGCCUUCGAUGUCCUCGGCCGCUCCGGCGCCGCAUCCCCAUCCGCUGUCGACAUCGCCACGGCCAGGCGGCGCUCGUCACAGCCUCGCCGUCGAGGGCCGCACCAACACGGGUUUAUGGGGCUGCCCCCGACAGGGGCGACGAGUGCGGGUGCUUAUGGCCGUUAUCUCGCGGUGCUGCGACGCCGAGUCCUCCGCCAAGCGCAGCUCCAUUCGGGAAUCUUGGGGGGCCCAACUUCGGUCGUACUUGUACGACUGCAUGGACCUGGUGUUCGUACUUGCGCAGCCGCCGCCGCACCAGGCGCGGCAGGCAGCAGCGGUGCUGCAGCAAGAGGUGGCAGCGGUGGCGGCUUCCGCCAGUGUCGUACCUCGCCGCAGUGGCAGCGGCGGCGACGGUGGUGGAGGAGGUAACUCGCUUGGCCUGAACGGUGACAUUGUCUUCGUCCCCGGACUGGACACGUAUCGCAAUCUGCCCAGCAAGACGCUGCGCAUGGUGCAACUGGCCCUGAGCAGGCGUGGUAUCAAGUCAGGACAGGACCAGGAGGGCAAGGAGAAGCUUGGGGGCUUGGAGGCGCGGAAAGAGCGGGCGGAGGCGGAAGUCAGACCCCGGGCUCUGGCCAAGGCGGCCGCGGUCGCUGCUGCUGCUGAGGGGGAGGAGGCGGAGGUGGAGGUGGAAGUGGAGGAUGGGGAGGGGAAGGGGAAGGAGGAGGCGGCAGAGGUGGAAGUGGAGAUCGAGGAGGGGCUCUUCUGCGGCGGCGUAUCCGGCUGGUUCUCGCACGCGGAUGACGGCUUUCGACCCAUCCGGGAUCCGUUGUCAAAGUGGUAUUUGUCCCCCGAGGAGCUGUCUGACCAUGAGGCACCCCUAGGGGCGCCGUACCCAGUUGGUUGGAUGUACGUCAUGUCACGUGAUGUGGCAGGACGUGCUCUAGCCAAGGCGGUGCACUACAGCCGUCAGCCCUCCGCAGCCCCCCGCUGGUGGGGCAAACUGCCGUGGGAGGACGUGACGCUGGGGGCGCUGCUGUGGGGGGAGGUACCGCUCCGAAACCACCCCGGCUUCAAGCACCCUUUCAUGGGCUGUGGCGAUGACACCGUGCCUGAUUUCACUGCCACUCAACCUUGCGUGUUUUGCACCCUUGUCAAGGCCAAGCAUUUGGACAAUCUAGCCCCCCAGCUUCAGCGCCCACUUGCCUCCCUGGAGCGUUCUGGCUCGUGGGGCCGCCCUGGAGCCGUAGAUUGCACGCAGGGCGCCUUCCAGGCCGGCAAUUUUACGGACUGGCGGCGCUGGAGAAACGAGCAACCUGAUGUGGCUGUGACGGGCAGGAUCUGA
Molecule: messenger RNA, 3372 nt
Organism: Volvox carteri f. nagariensis
Lineage: Eukaryota; Viridiplantae; Chlorophyta; Chlorophyceae; Chlamydomonadales; Volvocaceae
Exons: 15
Coding region: 1-3372 (1123 amino acids)
Cellular component (GO): membrane
Molecular function (GO): hexosyltransferase activity
Source: RefSeq, a predicted model, not a curated record